UCGACAGAGCAUAAAAACAUGUCGGAGAAAAAGUUGUAUCCAGUUGAUUAUAGCAUUAUAGUUACCUUAUUUUAAAGUAACAUGAGCUAGUAGUUUUUCCUAGCUAGCUUUGAGCUUCCUGAACUACCAUUACCAACCAUAACUAGCACUAACGUAGCAGUAGUUCACGUCGUCACUGACUUCAACUUCAAUGACUACGGCUUUUUCCAGACCAGUUGGUGCAGAUUUUAUCGGCCAGGGGAGGCGCUCUGAGGCCCAGAAAAAACGCUGGCAGAAGUUCCGACUUCGGACAGGUCCAACACAAGGUCAGCCGUCAUUUGCCCAGGAUGAGUGGAGUGAGACACAAAUGCAGAUGGAUCUCGGACGGCCCUUUGCUGAGCCCCACCUGAUGGACUUGAGCAUGGUGGAGACAAAAGAUAUAAAAGAGGAGGACUAUGGUCAUAUGAUUCCAUGCGUAGAUGAAGAUGAACAAGACGAAGAAGAAAAGCCCUUUGCAGAGUUAAACUGUAAGACUGAAAUGGACGUCGCAGAAUACAACAUUACUUACAGCGAGCCACUACAGACAACAGCGGAGAUUGAGGUGAAGAUCGAAGACGAGGAUGAGCAUCUACAAGAGUCCAAUUUUCUGCAAGAACGUGUAUCAGAACACCUGGACUGUAUCCAACAAAAGAUCUAUGAACAGAAUUAUGAACUCAACCUACAGCUCAAAGGAAGUCUGUACCACUGUGCAGUCUGCAGGAAGAGUUUCACAGCCCUGAAAGUACUCAAGAAACACCAGAAGAUGCACUCAGUUAAGGUGAACGAAAAGAAGAACUCUGGCAAAAAACAGCAUAAAUGUCCUCAUUGUGAAGAGAUACUUAGGACAGCCAGAAAUCUUAAAUCCCACAUGCUUAAACAUGCUUACUCAAAGAAUUACAAAUGUCCCCAGUGUGGAAAAGACUUUGCAAGAUCCAAUGAUCUUAAACGUCACAUGCUGUCGCAUGCUGGUGAGAUGAAAUGUGCCCAGUGUGGAAAAACAUUUCUGCACCCUUCAAAACUUAAAAACCAUAUGCUAACUCACACUGGCGAGAGGCCUCAUGAAUGUGCCCAGUGUGGAGGAGGUUUUAUACAAAUGUCAAAUCUUAAAACCCACAUGCUAAUACACACUGGAGAGAAGCCUCAUACAUGUGUCCAGUGUGGAAGAGGUUUUAUACAAAAUUCAAAUCUUAAAACCCACAUGCUAACACACACUGGAGAGAAGCCUCAUAAAUGUGUCCAGUGUGGAAGAGGUUUUAUACAAAUUACAAAUCUUAAACGCCACAUGCUAAUACACACCGGAGAGAAGCCUCAUAAAUGUGUCCACUGUGGAAAAGCUUUUGCUCAAUCUUCAAAUCUUAGUAGCCAUGUGCUAAUGAUCCACACUGGUAAUAAGCCACAACUAGAAAGCAGUCAAUGUCAAACACCAAAUCUCCCACUUGGUGGUGCUACAACAUAAAUAAACCUCUGAGGUUCGCCUACAGAAAAGCUAGCUAUGGCAAGUUGUAUUGUAGGUCUGGGGUAGCAAAGAUCAAAGUGUGCCGUACCAAAGUUCACAAUUUCAGAAGUCUAUGAGUCACAAUGGGCUGGAAGUGGAAGCUAAUAUGUGAAUGUUAACAUAUAGUACAUGCUAGCAUAUUCUUGAUGGAAGCCAUUUAUAUCGGAGAGCGCACUCUUAAUUUUACUGUUGAAUGAACCGAGUAGCACAUGAAAUAUGUUGUGAAACACACACAAGGAAAAAAAUACACAAGGUGAAAUAACAUCAAUGUUAGUGGAAAAUGUAAGCAAACAAUGUAAGUGUUUUUUGUUGACUUGAUAAAAAAAAAGAUAUGUGAUUAGCCUGACAUGAUUAUUUUUGUUUGUGUUUGCCAAUAUAAUUUAAUUGAGUGUUAAUGAUGCCCUAUGUUUUUUCACAGAAAAUAAAGAGAGGAAACA
Molecule: messenger RNA, 1950 nt
Organism: Sardina pilchardus (European sardine)
Lineage: Eukaryota; Metazoa; Chordata; Actinopteri; Clupeiformes; Clupeidae
Product: zinc finger protein 664-like
Exons: 5
Coding region: 191-1474 (427 amino acids)
Biological process (GO): regulation of transcription by RNA polymerase II
Molecular function (GO): RNA polymerase II cis-regulatory region sequence-specific DNA binding; DNA-binding transcription factor activity, RNA polymerase II-specific
Source: RefSeq, a predicted model, not a curated record